Messenger RNA from Spizellomyces punctatus DAOM BR117, 1716 nucleotides. RefSeq lists its product as uncharacterized. Gene Ontology annotation, molecular function: ATP-dependent chromatin remodeler activity; ATP binding. NCBI's taxonomy places the organism in Eukaryota, Fungi, Chytridiomycota, Chytridiomycetes, Spizellomycetales, Spizellomycetaceae. Bases 1 to 1716 code for a protein of 571 amino acids. The transcript is spliced from 19 exons. The record is from RefSeq and is a predicted model, not a curated record. Gene Ontology annotation, cellular component: cytoplasm.
AUGAAAACCCGUGAAGAUGGGAAAACCCGAGGAGGCAUCCUAGCAGAUGACAUGGGUCUCGGAAAGACUGUCCAAACGAUCAGUCUAAUUGUCGCCAAUAGAUCGGAGGAUAAGCAAUGCAAAAGCACAUUGAUUGUGGCACCACUGGCUUUAAUCAAACAAUGGGAACACGAGAUUGCUAGUAAGACUAAAAAAGGGACUCUGAAAGUUCUUCUAUACCAUGGACCCGGCAGAACGAAAGAUCCCGCCAAGUUGAAGCAGUAUGAUGUGGUCAUUACCACCUUUUCAGUGAUUGCCUCCGAAUGGCCGAAAACCAGCAAAAGCAAAAAGGACGAAGUAAUCGAAGUCCCCAAGCCCACUAAAGAAGCUGGUCCGCUGUAUCGUGUCAAAUGGUUCCGGGUGGUACUAGAUGAGGCGCAAACAAUUAAGAAUAAGUCGACGCGAAGUGCCAUUGGAUGCUGUGCAUUGCAAGCUGAACGACGAUUUUGCUUGACUGGUACUCCAUUACAGAAUAACGUGGAUGAGUUCUACAGUUUGUUGAAGUUUCUGCGGUUCAAGCCUUUCGAUGAGUAUUCCGUUUUCAAGUCACAAAUAUCAGAACCUCUCUCGCGCGGACGCUCGAAAGUCGGCUUAGAACGCCUUCGUGUUAUUUUGCAAGCAAUUAUGCUGAGACGCACAAAGACGACCAAGAUAGAUGGAAAACCAUUACUUAACCUGCCAGAGAGAAAUGUUGAAUUGCAAAACGUGCAGUUUGCUGAAGAUGAAAGACAGUACUAUCAGAAGUUGGAGGAAAAAAUGCGAAUGAAGUUGAAAUCAUUUCAAAAGGCUGGAUACAACAAAAACUAUACUAAUAUCUUAUGCUUAUUGCUGAGAUUGCGGCAGGCCUGUAAUCACCGUUCUUUGGUUGGGCAUGGGGCGGACAAGGAAGGAGAGGUAACCCCGGAGAAGGGCGCCGUUGAGGAAGAGGACAUUGAUGAAAUGAUGGCUAUGUUCAAAACCCUCGAAGUGGAGGCUAAUAACCGUCAAUGUACAAUCUGUUUUGAACCCUUGAGAAAUAUUCCUUCGGAUCAAAAGCAGUGCCAGGACUGCCGCGAAAAAUUUGUGGCAGCGGAAACCCUUGGGCCGACGAUCACGUCCAGGAAGGUUGGAAAGAAUUCUGCUCUGGUAGCUGAACUAAGUACAAAAUGGGUAGCAUCUGCCAAAGUAGAUAAGAUGAUGAGCAUCCUCGAUGACAUACGCGAGCGGGAUCCCGAAGGAAAAACCAUAGUUUUUUCGCAAUUCACUAGCAUGCUCGAUAUCGUGGAAAUCCCAUUGCGUAAGAAAGGGUACGGAUUUUGCCGAUAUGAUGGGUCUAUGCCAAACCCUGAGCGAGAGAGGAGUAUAGAGAGCAUUCGAAACGAUCCGAAUGUUACGGUCAUGCUUAUCUCACUCAAAUGUGGGUCUCUUGGGCUGAAUCUCACAGCGGCCAAUAGAGUGAUAAUGCUUGACAUGUGGUGGAAUCCUGCACUGGAAGAUCAAGCAAUUGAUCGGGUGCAUCGAAUUGGCCAAACGCGAAAUGUUGCGGUCAUUCGACUCGCUGUCGAGGGAACGGUCGAAGAUCGGAUCUUGGCUUUGCAGAAGAAGAAGCGAGAUUUGAUCGAUGGAGCGCUCGGAGACGCCAACUUUAAGAAAUCAAAGAAGAUGACAGUGGACGAGCUCGUUGGCCUUUUCGGCUAA